AUGCCUUCUUCCUUGUGUCUGAAUUGUAAGUUCCAGGACUCAGUAGCCAUUGAGGAUGUGGCUGUGAACUUCACCCCAGAAGAGUGGACUUUACUGGAUCCUUCACAGAGGAAACUCUACAGAGAUGUGAUGUGGGAAACCUUCAGGAACCUGGCCUCUAUAGGAAAAUCAUGGGAAGAUAAUGAUGUUGAAGUUAAAAACACAAGCCAGGGAAGAAAAUUAAGAAAUCGUAUGUUACAGAGACUCUUCAAAAGUGAAGAUAGUCGUCUAUGUCAAGAAAACAUCAGCCUAAAUCCAAAUCGCAGUCUGAACAAGAAAACUACAGGUGAUAAACCAUGUGAAUGCAGUGCAUGUGGAGUAGUCUUCAUGCGUCAUUCAUCCCUUAAAAGGCACAUUAGAUGUCACACUGAAUACAAACUGUAUGACUACCAAAAAGAUGGAGAGAAGCAAUAUAAAUGUAAGGAAUGUGGAAAAGCCUUCCCUUUUCACAAGUCUCUUGAAAUACAUGAAAGAAUUCAUACUGGAGAGAAACUCUAUGAAUGUAAAAAUUGUAGUAAAGCAUUCACUUCUUCCAGUUCCCUUCAGAGACAUGAAAGAAAUCACACUGGAGAGAAACCCUAUGAAUGUAAAGAAUGCGGGAAAGCCUUCAGUUGUAGCAGUUCUCUUCAAAAACAUGAAAUAACUCACACUGGAGAGAAACCUCAUGAAUGUAAAAACUGCAGUAAAGCAUUCACUUCUUCCAGUUAUCUUCGAGAACAUGAAAGAAUUCAUACUGGAGAGAAACGCUAUAAAUGUAAAAAAUGCAGUAAAGCAUUCACUUCUUCCAGGUAUCUUCGAAGACAUGAAAGAAUUCACACUGGAGAGAAACCCUAUGAAUGUAAAACCUGCAGUAAAGCAUUCACUUCUUCCAGUUAUCUUCGAGAACAUGAAAGAAUUCAUACCGGAGAGAAACACUAUAAAUGUAAAAAAUGCAGUAAAGCAUUCAUGUUUUCCAGCGCUCUUAAAGUACACGAAAUAACUCACACUGGAGAGAAACCCUAUGAAUGUAAAAAAUGCAGUAAAGCAUUCAGUUCUUCCAGUUCUCUUAAAGUACAUGAAAGAACUCAUACUGGAGAGAAACCCUAUGAAUGUAAAGAAUGUGGGAAAUCCUUCAGUUAUAGUAGUUCUCUUCGAAAACAUGAAAUAACUCACACAGGAGAGAAACAUGAAUGUAAAAAAUGCAGUAAAGCAUUCACUUUUUCCACGUGUCUUCAAAGACAUGAAAGAACUCAUACUGGAGAGAAACCCUAUGAGUGUAAAGAAUGCAGGAAAGCCUUCAGUUGUAGUAGUUCUCUUCGAAAACAUGAAAUAAUUCACACAGGAGAGAAACAUGAAUGUAAAAAAUGCAGUAAAGCAUUCACUUCUUCUAGUUCUCUUCAAGUACAUGAAAGAAUUCACACUGGAGAGAAACCCUAUGAAUGUAAAAAUUGCAGUAAAGCAUUCAGGUCUUCCAGUUAUCUUCGAGAACAUGAAAGAAUUCAUACUGGAGAGAAACGCUAUAAAUGUAAGAAAUGCAGUAAAGCAUUCAUAUUUUCCGGUUCUCUUAAAGUACAUGAAAUAACUCACACUGGAGAGAAACCCUAUGAAUGUAAAAAAUGCAGUAAAGCUUUCAGUUAUUCCAGUUCUCUUAAAAUGCAUGAAAUAACUCACACUGGAGAGAAACCCUAUGAAUGUAAAAAAUGCAGUAAAGCAUUCAGUUCUUCCAGUUUUCUUCAACAACAUGAAAGAAUUCAUACUGGAGAGAAACCCUAUGAAUGUAAAAAAUGCAGUAAAGCAUUCACUUUUUCCACUUCUUUGCGAAGACAUGCAAGAACUCAUACUGGAGAGAAACCCUAUGAAUGUAAAAAAUGCAGUAAAGCAUUCACUUCUUCCACUUCUCUUCGAACACAUGAAAGAACUCACACUGGAGAGAAACCCUAUGAAUGUAAGGAAUGUGGCAAAGCCUUUACAAAUCCCUCAAGCCUUCGCUCACACAUGAUCUUUCACACUGGAGAUGGACCUUAUAAAUAUGAGGAAUGUGGGAAAGCAUUCAUUUUUACCCGUUUUCUUUGAAUACAUGAAAGAACUCACGCUAGAGACAAAGCUUAUGAAUGUAAAAAAACGCAGUAAUGCAUUCAUUUCUCCCAGUGUACUUCAGAAACGUGAAGGAAUUCAUACUAGAAAGAAACCCCUUGAAUGUAAAAUAUGUGGUAAAGCCUUCAGGUUUUCAAGUAAGGUUCAAGUACAUGAAAGAAUUGAUGCUGGAGAGAAACCCUAUGAAUGUAAAAAAUGCAGUUAAGCAUUCACUUCUGGUAUCUUUGAAAACAUGAAAGAAUUGAUACUGGAGAGAAACCCUCUGAAUGUAAGGAAUAUAUGAAAGCCUUUAUGAUUCCUUCAAGCCUUUGAUCUCACCUGCUCUUUCACGCUGGAGAUGGACGUUACUAGCAUAAGCAAUGUGAGAAAGUGUUCAUUUCUCCCAGUGCAUUUUGAAUAUGUGAAAGGAGUCAUAGAACAGACAAACCCUAUGAAUGUAAGGAAUGUGGGAAAGCCUUUAUAAAUCCCUCAAGCCUUCAAUCCCAGAUGGUCUUCCUCACUGGAAAUGGAUCGUAUAAAUGUAAGGAACGUGAGAAAGCCUUCACUUCUCCCAGUUUUCUUCAGACACAUGAAAGAACUCAUACUGGAGAGAAAGCUUAUGAAUUUAAGGAAUGUGCACAAACAUUCACUUAUCACAUAUCACUUCAAAGAAAUGAAAGAAGUCACACUGGAGAAACACUAUGAAUGUCAGUAAAAUGAGAAAGCCUUUAUUUUUCAUGAAAACCUUUGAGGAAGUGCAAGAAUGCACACUAGAAGAAAUACCAUGUAAAGAUAAAGAAUGUGGAAAGGGCUUUUGUCAUCCAGUUCUUUCUGAAGGCAUGAAGGACUCAAUAACCUCUUGAAUGUAAGUAGCAUGGAAAAGACUUCAAUUGGCCCACCCCCUUCUAUGUGAUACUUUUACCAAAAAGAAGUAUAAAUGUAAGUGAUAUGAGAAAGCUUAUUGGAAAUUAAUUUCUGUAUCAUAUUCUAGAAAACUUUCAACAUGAAAUUCAGAGAUGUUAUAGAAGUUGUAAACAUUGUGUUUACCAAGUUACUUCUCAAAGUGCAGCAUGAGAGUGUGGAUUUCUAUUACUUUCAGAAAAGACUAUUGAGAUGAGAUAAUUUUGCAAGUCAUCCUUUAUCAAUAGUACAUAAGAUUAAUAGAUACUGUUUUUUCUUUAAAUCAGUUAGUAAUGUUUUCUCUUUUUUUAUAAUGUGUUAAUUGUUCUGUGUUAAGGGGCUAUUAAAAAUGACACUGUGUUUGUUGGGA
Diceros bicornis minor is the source of this 3361-nucleotide messenger RNA. Its product is annotated as zinc finger protein 709-like. The record is from RefSeq and is a predicted model, not a curated record. Gene Ontology annotation, molecular function: DNA-binding transcription repressor activity, RNA polymerase II-specific. The transcript is spliced from 4 exons. NCBI's taxonomy places the organism in Eukaryota, Metazoa, Chordata, Mammalia, Perissodactyla, Rhinocerotidae. Gene Ontology annotation, biological process: negative regulation of transcription by RNA polymerase II. The coding region runs from base 1 to 2091 and encodes 696 amino acids.